UUGGUUACAUGGUACAGUUGUAUUAUGGCAUAAAUAUUACAGAUUAGAUUAAGUUUUAGCAUUAGAAACCAAAUAUUUUAUGAAACUGAAAAACACCUAACUGCUGUCGGCUACUAAUGAAAGAGAAAAAGGACUGUAUUAAACCACAUAAAUCUGCAAUAUGCUAAUUCUAUGAAAGACUGUGUUAAAUUGAAUUUGACUGCAAAUGCCAGGAAGGAGAGUGGGAGAGACUCAUCAUUGUUUGAUGUGGGAUGUUUGUCACCAGAGGGAGCGAUAAGUGGAUUCUGCACAUACCUGCUUACGCUGCCAGGUUAUAAAAGUCCCUCCACACCUGGAGAGACAGGCACACACACUGAGACGCAGUCACAUACCCGCUGGCACGUACGAUGAGACACGCUCAGAAAGAGACGGUCGCUCUUAGACAAAAACACACACACACACACACACACAUUGAUUUCUGUUGACACGUACUGAUACUGUAACGCCAGUCAGUUUCACUGAUGUACUGACUUUAGGCGGGCUCACACACAGGUUAUCAGAUGAAACUUACUCAUGAGAACACGCACAGUGUUGGUAUUAGACCCAGAGGAAUGCUGGGUGUCGUGCACAGGAACGAACACUAACGUCUGAGGUGGAAAACUCUGAGACCGAGCAGUACAGAGGGACUGAGGGACUGACAGAGAUGGACCCGGCAUCCCUGUUACCCUUCUCCCUAUUGGCUCUGGCUCUCUCUCUGACCCUCCCCCUGCUGCCUCCGGCCACGCCCCACUCCUCGUCCCAGAACCAAUCAGUGGCUGUGCACCUGGGCUCCAGGUUUGUACAGGAGGCCCUACAGAGAGCUACGGAGCUGACUGACGCUGCAUACACACACACAGGCGAGAGGGUGAAGAUGUCCUUGUCAGAGGGCUCGGUCAGACCCAGCGACCUGCUGGCCCAGUUCAAGCAGGCGGGGCCCAGAACCAAGGCCCACAUCUGGGCGGCGGAAGUGCUGGACAACACCGUGGAGCUCAUCCGCGAGAUGGUCUACACCAACACCAUGACCCAGCCCAACAUCACCGAGCUGCUGAGUGUGGAAGACAUGGAGACGCUCCUGCAGGCGAGCGGCUGUUCCGCCGAGCUCCGCCCACCCGUCUGUGCGACGGACUGCCUGUCCCAACGCUACGCACCACACGUGAGUGCACACUGCACCUCCAGACAGCACCCUCUGUGGGGUGCAGCUAACACCCCGUACACCCGGUGGCUGCCCCCGGAGUACGAGGAUGGCCGGGCAGCACCCCGUGGCUGGGACCCCCAGCACACCUAUCACAACUUUACUCUACCCCCGGUGCGCUCGGUCUCUCAGGUGGUGCUCUACACCCAGAACGAGGACAUCUCCAUGGACGCCUCGCUGUCCCACCUGCUGGUGGAGUGGGGCCAGUGGCUGGACCACGACCUGACCCUCACCCCCCAGAGCCCCAGCACCUCCACCUUCCGCACGGGGGCCGACUGCACCCGGACCUGCAGCCGAGACACGCCCUGCUUCCCCAUACAGAUUCCUCUCACGGACCCUCGCUCGGGCUUGCAGAGCUGCAUGCCCUUUUUCCGCUCCGCCCCCAGCUGCGUCGUCGCGGCGACCCCGCUGCGUCACCGGGAGCAGCUCAACGCCAUCACCUCCUUCGUGGACGCCAGCAUGGUGUACGGCAGCUCCGCCUCCCUCUCCUCCGCCCUGCGCAACCUCUCCUCCCCCCUCGGCCUGCUGGCGCUCAACCCGCUGCACGCCGACGGGGGGCUGGCCUACAUGCCGUACCUGCCCCGCCCGCCCCUCCACCCGGACCCCUGCGGGCCGUGCCGGGGGGGGGAGAACUGCACCGGCCCGGAGACCCCCGCGGAGCAGGCCAACCUCACCUCCUGCUUCCAGGCAGGGGACUCGCGGGCCAACGAGCACCUGGGGAUGAUCGCGCUGCACACGCUCUUCCUGCGCGAGCACAACCGGCUGGCGGGCCGGCUGCACCUCGUCAACCCCCACUGGGGCCCCGAAACCCUGUACCAGGAGGCCCGCAAAAUUGUGGGGGCCGUGCACCAGGUGCUGACGUGGGACCGCUACCUGCCGCGGGUCCUGGGGGAGAGCGGCUUCCGCUCCCUCCUCCCCCCGUACCGGGGCUACGGCGCCGAGGCGGACCCCAGCAUCGCCAACGCCUUCUCCACCGCCGCCUUCCGCUUCGCCCACGUCACCGUGCAGCCACGGGUGGCCCGCCUGGGCCCCGGCUACACCCCCAGCCCCGAGCACCCGCCCCUGCCCCUCCACCGCUCCCUCUUCGCCUCCUGGAGGGUGGUGCAGCAGGGUGGUAUAGACCCAGUGCUGAGAGGGCUGCUGUUUUCCCCGGCGAAGCUGCAGAGUCCGGGGCAGAUGAUGGUGGAGGAGCUGACGGAGAGGCUGUUCCAGGCCCAGGGGGGGCUGCCGCUGGACCUGGGGGCCCUCAACCUGCAGCGGGGCAGAGACCACGGCCUGCCCGGGUACAGUGCGUGGCGUCAGCUGUGCAAUCUCUCGGUUCCGGUGACGGGGCCGGACCUGGCCCAGACGCUGGGAAACCGCAGCCUGGCCCAGAAGCUCCUGGGCCUGUACGGGACGCCGCGCAACCACUUGGGCAUUCCGAGCCCUCCGGGGGCGGUGGGGCCGCUGCGGCCUGCUGUGGCCAACAUUUCAGCUCUGAGAGACGGAGAUAGGUUCUGGUGGGAGAGGGAAGGGGUCUUCAGCGAAGCCCAAAGGGCUGAGCUUCAGAGGGUCUCCCUGUCCCGGAUCAUCUGUGACAACACCCACAUCGCCCACGUGCCCCCUGACCCCUUCGCCCGAACCCAGCGCCCGGGCGACGUGCUGCCCUGCUCCCACCCCCUCAUCCCACACCUGGACCUGAGCGCCUGGGGGGAGCCGGACACAGAUCCCAUUUGUGGUGCCAUCCCCAGGCUGAAGUUUGGUUUUUCUCUGCUCUGCGACUCUGCCCUGCUGUACCGUUGCCAUGACGGCUACCGCCUGAACGGCCCCUCCUCCAUCAGAUGCGACCACAACAGCAACCAAUGGAGUCCAGCUCCGCCCACCUGUCAAGAUAUAAAUGAGUGUGCCGCUCAGCCUUCCCCUUGCCCACAGAACACGGAGUGUGUCAACACACCUGGUUCCUAUACCUGCGCAGAGUCCGACGGCCUGCCGUCCGGCUCCGUCAGUUCACUGGUUUCCGCGGUGAUGGCAGUCGUUGGCGGCAUCGCCGCGCUGGCGCUGGUGAUCGUAUGCUACCGGAGAUUCGUUCUUAAGAGACACAAGCCUGUGAUUGGUGGGUGCUGCCAGAGAAAGGACCAAUGGAAUGGCGGGGACCACGCCCUCAAGGAGGGAACGUCGCAGUGACCUGAAGCACAUGCAGAGAACGGUGCGUUAGAGAAUGCACCAGUGGGCACGCUCCCCUCAGCACCAGCGUGUACUCCGUAAGUGUCAGUUAAGCCAAGAAGGACAGUUCCACCUCGAGCUCUUUUUCAGUGGUGUACCUUCCAAGCAGGUGGAAAUGAGCACAUUUCAAUAUAAUCAAGGCUUCAUGCCAUGUUUUUUUGGAGGCAUGGGAUAUCUAGCUGAAUGAAGACAUUACCCCCUUCCGUUUUGUGUCCUGUAGGAUCUUAUUGUUUGAUCAUUUUCUCGAUCCAGCGUUUGAUGUCUACCUUGUAUAUUAGUUGUUGCUUUGCUUGUAUUUAAGCCAAUGUAUUGCCUAAUGCAAUACGCUUGGCUUUGUAAUAUUUAGCUAAUUCCUUCAGAGCAAUGCUAAAUUCACAGUUUAAUUGAAGUAUGCAUGAGAAUAAAUAUUGUCAUGAUUUUGUUUCUGAAAA
Molecule: messenger RNA, 3843 nt
Organism: Anguilla rostrata (American eel)
Lineage: Eukaryota; Metazoa; Chordata; Actinopteri; Anguilliformes; Anguillidae
Gene: epx
Product: eosinophil peroxidase
Exons: 17
Coding region: 683-3373 (896 amino acids)
Biological process (GO): response to oxidative stress
Molecular function (GO): calcium ion binding; peroxidase activity; heme binding
Source: RefSeq, a predicted model, not a curated record